Molecule: messenger RNA, 1878 nt
Organism: Fraxinus pennsylvanica
Lineage: Eukaryota; Viridiplantae; Streptophyta; Magnoliopsida; Lamiales; Oleaceae
Source: the annotation of a GenBank genome assembly
AUGGAAAUGGAAUCGACCAACAACAACAAAAUCUGGAAUGUGGGUCUCUUGCUAGUGGCGACUCUGUUAGCGGCAAAACUGAUUUCGGCAUUAAUGAUGACCAGAUCCAAGAAACGACUGCCGCCGGUAGUCAAUUCUUGGCCGGUGCUCGGUGGGCUGUUGCGAUUUUUGAAGGGGCCAGUGGUGAUGCUGAGGGAAGAGUACCCAAAGCUUGGUAGCGUGUUCACUCUGAAAUUACUCAACAAGAAUAUCACUUUCUUGAUUGGGCCAGAAGUGUCGGCGCAUUUCUUUAAGGCGCCGGAGUCGGAUCUCAGCCAGCAAGAGGUGUACCAAUUCAAUGUGCCCACUUUUGGACCUGGAGUGGUGUUUGAUGUGGAUUAUUCCGUUAGGCAGGAACAGUUCAGGUUUUUCACUGAGGCUCUUAGAGUUAAUAAGCUCAAAGGUUAUGUAGACCAGAUGGUCACGGAAGCUGAGUAUUGGAUUUCCAGUAAUAAUGGAAAUGGAAUCGACCAACAACAACAAAAUCUGGAAUGUGGGUCUCUUGCUAGUGGCGACUCUGUUAGCGGCAAAACUGAUUUCGGCAUUAAUGAUGACCAGAUCCAAGAAACGACUGCCGCCGGUAGUCAAUUCUUGGCCGGUGCUCGGUGGGCUGUUGCGAUUUUUGAAGGGGCCAGUGAAGUGUCGGCGCAUUUCUUUAAGGCGCCGGAGUCGGAUCUCAGCCAGCAAGAGGUGUACCAAUUCAAUGUGCCCACUUUUGGACCUGGAGUGGUGUUUGAUGUGGAUUAUUCCGUUAGGCAGGAACAGUUCAGGUUUUUCACUGAGGCUCUUAGAGUUAAUAAGCUCAAAGGUUAUGUAGACCAGAUGGUCACGGAAGCUGAGGAGUAUUUCUCCAAAUGGGGAAACAGUGGAGAAGUGGACUUAAAGUACGAAUUGGAGCAUCUAAUCAUUCUGACAGCCAGCAGAUGUCUGCUAGGUGAAGAGGUUCGCAAUAAGCUCUUUGACGAUGUCUCUGCUCUCUUCCAUGACCUAGACAAUGGCAUGCUUCCCAUCAGUGUGAUAUUUCCGUAUCUGCCCAUCCCAGCACACCGUCGCCGAGAUCAAGCUCGUAAAAAACUUGCUCAAAUUUUUGCAGACAUCAUAGCUUCUCGUAAACAAACUGGCAAGACAGAGAAUGAUAUGCUACAGUGUUUCAUAGAUUCCAAGUACAAAGAUGGGCGCCAAACAACUGAGUCAGAAGUCACCGGCCUGCUCAUUGCUGCUCUUUUUGCUGGCCAGCACACAAGUUCCAUUACUUCCACCUGGACUGGGGCAUAUCUCCUCUGUAACCCAACAUACAUGUCAGUAGUGUUGGAGGAGCAGAAGAAUUUGACACAAGAGCAUGGAAACAAGGUUGAUCAUGAUGUUUUGUCAGAAAUGGAAGCCCUCCAUCGAUGCAUAAAAGAAGCUCUGAGACUCCACCCUCCUUUGAUAAUGCUUCUUCGUAGCUCACACUCCGAUUUCAGCGUGAAAACUCAGGAAGGUAUAGAAUACGACAUUCCCAAGGGACAUAUUGUGGCCACAUCACCCGCUUUUGCAAAUCGACUCCCUCAAAUUUACAAAAAUCCAGAUAAAUAUGACCCUGAUAGGUUUGCUCCUGGGAGAGACGAGGACAAGGUGGCAGGAGCUUUCUCCUAUAUAUCCUUUGGUGGUGGAAGACAUGGUUGCCUAGGAGAGCCAUUUGCAUAUCUGCAAAUAAAAGCAAUCUGGAGCCAUUUGGUAAGGAAUUUUGAGUUGGAGCUGAUUUCACCUUUUCCAGAGAUUGACUGGAAUGCCAUGGUCGUGGGUGUGAAAGGAAAAGUCAUGGUUCGGUACAAGCGCCGAGAGCUUUCCCCCAAUUAA